UCCAGGUACUGAUGCCACCACCAUGCCGGCUUUCAGGCAAGUUGGAGAGAAGCAGCUUCCUCAAGAAGUUACUUUUAUGGCCUGGUCUCCUAAGAGGGAUCUGAUUGCCCUGGCAAACAGAGUGGGGGAGGUAUUGCUUCACCGCCUGGCAAAUUUUCAGCGAGUCUGGAGUUUGCCGCCAAAUGAAAGCACGGGCAAAGAUGUGUCUGCGCUCGCCUGGAGACCAGACGGCAAAAUUCUCGCUUUUGGACUUGCGGAUACGAAGAAAGUUAUUCUGUGCGACGUGGAAAAGCCAGAGAGUUUGCAUUCUUUUUCGGUCAGCGUUCCUCUGACAUUCAUGUACUGGAUGGAAGUUACAGAAGAAAACAGUGUUCUCACUUCGUUUUAUAACGCUGAAGACGAAGCCAGUCUCCUCCUUCCUAAGCUGCCUGCUUUGCCAAAGAACUACAGUACCACAGCAAAAAUCUUCAGUGAAGAAAAAUCCGAUGAAAUUAUGAAACUCAUGGGCGACGUCAGGCUUAAUGCCCUGGUUCUCGGAGGCAUUGAUGGGUUCAUUGAGAUCUAUGCUUACGGAAUGUACAAGAUUGCGACUAUAACAGGGGUGACGGGUUCCUGCCUUGCGUUGUGCUUAUCCAGUGACUUGAAAUCACUUUCGGUUGUGACAGAAGUAGACAAUUGUCCGGACACCGAUCCCGAAAUAACGUACUUCCAAAUGGACACCAGUCUGCUCUCAACCUAUUUACCAGAAGUGACUCGAAUGGCCCGAAAAUUUACGCACAUUUCCACUCUCCUGCAGUACUUAAAGCUUUCGCUGACCUGCAUGUGUGAAGCUUGGGAAGAAAUAUUGUUGCAGAUGGAUUCACGAUUAACCAAGUUUGUACAGGAGAAGAAUACAACCACGUCCGUGCAGGAUGAAUUUAUGGAGUUACUUUUGUGGGGCAAAGCAAGUAUUGAGCUUCAGGCACUGCUAAUGAACCAGCUCACCGUCAAGGGUUUAAAAAAGCUUGGCCAGUCCAUGGAAUCGUCUUACUCCAGCAUCCAGAAGCUCGUGAUAAGUCACCUGCAGAGCGGUUCGGAGGCCCUGCUGUACCACCUGAGCGAGCUGAAAGGCAUGGCUUUGUGGAAGCAGAAGUACGAAUGCCUUGGCUUAGACGCCUCCGGAAUCGAAGAGGCGAUUACUGCGGUCGGUUCCUUCAUUCUGAAAGCCAACGAACUCCUCCAAGUUAUAGACAGCAGCAUGAAAAAUUUCAAAGCAUUCUUCCGUUGGCUUUAUGUAGCCAUGCUUCGAAUGUCCGAAGACCCUGUUCCUCCCGAAUUGAACAAGAUGACCCAGAAGGACAUUACUUUUGUGGCUGAUUUUCUCACGGAGCACUUCAAUGAAGCACCUGAACUCUACAAUCGAAAAGGGAAAUACUUCAACGUGGAGAGAGUUGGGCAGUAUUUAAAAGACGAAGACGACGAUCUUGUCUCUCCGCCUAACACACAUGGAAACCAGUGGUUUAAUUUCCUUCAAAAUAGUAACGGUCUUAAAGAAAGCCCGUUGCUGUUUCCAUACUACCCUCAAAAAUCACUGCAUUUUGUAAAGAGGAGAAUGGAAAGGAUCAUUGAUCAGUGUCUCCAAAAACCAGCUGAUGUGAUUGGGAAAACUGUCCACCAGGCGUUUUGUAUGCCUUUGUAUAGGGCCUCCAAAAGUGAGGAUUCGACGUCUCAGCUGCUUAAGUUGCCCUUUUUGUGGCACGACAAAUCGUACAAUUUGCAUUAUGUUCUAUUCACCAUGUUAGAGAACUCGGUGUCCAAACUCUACAUUCUGCGGAGGCAUACGGACAUUUCAAGGUCCACGAAUAACGGACUGCUCGCUGUGGAGUUUGGAAAUUUUCUGAACAGAAGCCUUAACGAAAGUAAUGAAACAAGCUCCUACAGCUGUCUGGAUGCUCAUUUUUACGAUGACGAAACGAUAACAGUCAUCCUGGUGGAAAAUUCAGAACAAGAGGGGAAGGAACGGAUUUUGGCUCAGUUACCUUUGUCAUCCAUCUGUACGGAGGGGAACCAGGACACGGGGUUUAACUGGAAUUCUGGUCAAAGGUUAGACAUGCAGCGGGAAAGCAUUCCUACCUGUACCGUCACCCCAGAGACUCAGUGGAGGGUGCUGGAGAAUAUGAAGGCUAACUACGUCACAGUGAACGGAAUCCGGAAAGUGUCUUGCGUUCUAAGUUCGAACCUACGGCACAUCCGCGUGUUUGAAAUGGAUGAAGACGACGGAGAAGCUGAGGAAGAGGAAGAGGAGGAAGCCCCUCAGGCUCUCGGCCUAUCCCAAGAAGAACUCAACCAGUCAACAAACACGGCUGAAGGAGAAUAGGCCUUGGCUCAGCUGAGCUGGGAGGACGCAUUGAUGUGUCGUUUUGCAAGUUUUGCCGGCGUCACACGGGAGGACGGCCGGGGAAGUAACCUCCUAACCGUGGCCACCAUCGUCUUCAAAACGCAGUGUAAAGGAAAAUAAAACGGAGCUUUUAUUUUGUAAA
This is a messenger RNA of Pantherophis guttatus, 2519 nucleotides long. Lineage: Eukaryota; Metazoa; Chordata; Lepidosauria; Squamata; Colubridae. The record is from RefSeq and is a predicted model, not a curated record.